AUGCCAGAGAGCGCUGCUGCGUCUGCCCCGUUUGAGGGGCCAGAAAAACUCCUCGAGAUUUGGUUUGCGCCAUCCGCCAACGAUGUUCCAGACGCAAGCGACCCGACAGAAGACGGUCGGACAGGCCUCCGGAAGGUCAAGCGAGAAAUCUGGGAAGAAAUGCUCGAUAUUGUCCGGUGCAAAAUUCUUUCCGUUAUCGACGGCUCAGAAGUGGAUGCCUACCUCCUCAGUGAAUCAUCCUUUUUCGUGUCGCCACACCGGCUGAUCCUAAAGACCUGCGGGACGACGCUAAACUUGCUCGGUCUCCCGCGGAUCCUCGACAUUGCGUCGUUGCAGUGUUCCAUGAGCACCGUGUUCCGUGUCUUCUAUUCUCGCAAGUCGUUCAUGUUCCCCGAACGCCAGCAAGGCCCCCAUCGCGACUGGAAACAGGAAGUAGAGUUCCUUGACGGCAUCUUCCAGAACGGCGCAGCCUACACCGUUGGCAAAGUGAACGGGGACCACUGGUUGCUGUACAUGACCAUCUCCGAUACUGCGACCAUCCCUGCAUCUCCGUCCCCUCCACUCGCCCUGCAUGUUCAGGACUCUACGAUAGAGAUUCUGAUGAGCGAUUUGGCGUCACCAGCAUGCCAGCCCUUCCAUUACGAUCAGUCACUGUCAACUUCUGACCCAAUUCCCUCCAGUCACGCGCAGCAAAUCUCUGCUCAUCUGGGCAUAUCAGAUAUCUUUCCACCGCAUUUGACAGUUUUGGACGCCUACUCGUUCUCUCCAUGCGGAUACUCCUGCAACGCCUUGAUCAAGUGGGCCCAUCCCAAGCCCUCUAACAGCCCCGUGCCAACUUCACAAGUCCAAGAAGGGGAAGGGUACUACACUAUCCAUGUUACACCAGAGGAAGGCUGGUCUUACGCUAGCUUCGAAUGCAAUAUCCCCCUUUCCCACCGAUCCCCUUCAGAUCCCACUCCAACCAGCGCGGAGACAAUGCCAGACCUCGUGGCACUGGUCCAACGCGUGGUUCGCAUAUUCCAACCCGGGAGAUUGAGCUUGACUUUAUUUAUCUCAAGUCAAGACAACGAAAAUGAGGACGGGUCGAGCGCCAUCGAAGAAGCUCAACGGGCUUUCAAAGCGGCUCUAACAUUCCCUCCUUCUCAAUCGAUGGACGAGCGUAAAUCCAUUCUCCCUGUGGGGAAGGGGAAGGGUUAUAGAAGGACAGAUAAGAUCAACUAUGAAUUCGGGGACUACGAUCUUGCGUUCGCGAGUUUUGAACUCCUGUAG
Pleurotus ostreatus (oyster mushroom) is the source of this 1269-nucleotide messenger RNA. It is a transcript of the gene SPE2, whose product is annotated as spermidine resistance protein. The record is from RefSeq and is a predicted model, not a curated record. The transcript is spliced from 2 exons. The coding region runs from base 1 to 1269 and encodes 422 amino acids. Gene Ontology annotation, biological process: spermine biosynthetic process; spermidine biosynthetic process. NCBI's taxonomy places the organism in Eukaryota, Fungi, Basidiomycota, Agaricomycetes, Agaricales, Pleurotaceae. Gene Ontology annotation, cellular component: cytosol. Gene Ontology annotation, molecular function: adenosylmethionine decarboxylase activity.